This is a messenger RNA of Lutra lutra (Eurasian river otter), 1578 nucleotides long. It is a transcript of the gene ANKRD9, whose product is annotated as ankyrin repeat domain 9. The record is from RefSeq and is a predicted model, not a curated record. The transcript is spliced from 4 exons. Gene Ontology annotation, molecular function: protein binding. NCBI's taxonomy places the organism in Eukaryota, Metazoa, Chordata, Mammalia, Carnivora, Mustelidae. The coding region runs from base 496 to 1467 and encodes 323 amino acids.
GCACUGCGCCUCCCGCCGCCCGCUCGCCCGCCCGCCGCCCGCUCGCCCGCCCGCCGCCGGCGCCGCCGCCCAGCUAUCCGGCCGCGGUGGCUCAGACCGCGGCUGCGGCGGGCGCGGGCGGCGGCGGCCCGCCCGUCCUGGGACCUUCGCCUGCGCGCCUACCCGCGGGGGAUCGGUGCCCGCUCCGGCCCUCCGCCGGGACCGGGACGUCAGGCCCCCGGCCCCGCCGCCCCCCCACGGCCUGGCUGUACCAUGAUUGCUGCCUGACCUUGGACAAGCUUGCCCCUUGCUGGAAAAUGGGAUGACAGUACCUGGUUCAUCUAUUAGGAAGAUCAAGAGAAGUAGCAGAUCUGGAGGCGAUCUGCUGUGAAGAGUUGUGCUCACGGUUCUAGAUGAGGAAGUUGAGGCUCAGAGAAGGAAAGUGAUACACUCAAGUCCUGUGAUCCCAGUCCAGGAACCAGGUGGUCAGCCGCCCGGCCUUGAGGCCGCCACAGCAUGCCUUGGGACGCACGGCCCGGGGGUGGUGCGGACGGCGGGCCUGAGGGCGCAGGCGCGGCGCGCUCUCGGGCGCAGAAGCAGUGUCGCAAGUCGUCGUUCGCCUUCUACCAGGCCGUCCGCGACCUGCUGCCGGUGUGGCUGCUCGAGGACAUGCGCGCCAGCGAGGCCUUCCACUGGGACGAGCGCGGCCGCGCCGCCGCCUACUCGCCCUCCGAGGCGCUGCUCUACGCGCUCGUGCACGACCACCAGGCGUACGCCCACUACCUGCUGGCCACGUUCCCGCGCCGCGCGCUCGCGCCGCCCAGCGCCGGCUUCCGCUGCUGCGCCGCGCCCGGGCCGCACGUGGCGCUGGCCGUGCGCUACAACCGCGUGGGCAUCCUGCGCCGCAUCCUGCGCGCCGUGCGCGACUUCUCGCCCGAGGAGCGCGCGCGCCUGCUGGACCGGCGGGGCUGCGGCCGCGUGGAGGGCGGCGGCACGGCGCUGCACGUGGCCUGCGAGCUGGCGCGCCCCGAGUGUCUCUUCUUGCUGCUCGGCCACGGCGCGUCUCCCGGCCUGCGGGACGGCGGCGGCCUGACGCCGCUGGAGCUGCUGCUGCGCCAGCUGGGCGGCGACGCCGGGGCCACCAACGCCGCCGCCGCCGCCGCCGCCGCCGCCGCCUCCGGGGUGCCCGCCGCGCCCGGGGAGACGCGCCAGCGCCGCCUGCUGCUGCUCGACCUGCUAGCGCUGUAUGCGCCCGCCGGCGCCGCCGCGCCCACCCGCCGGGAGCUGCUGGGCGACCGGCCGCGCUGGCAGCGGCUGCUGGGCGAGGACAAGUUCCAGUGGCUGGCGGGUCUGGCGCCGCCCUCGCUCUUCGUGCGCGCCAUGCAGGUGCUGGUCACCGCCAUCUCGCCUGGACGCUUCCCCGAGGCCCUGGACGAGCUGCCCCUGCCGCCCUUCCUACAGCCGCUGGACCUCACGGGCAAGGGGUAGACCUUGCCGGGGUGAGGGGGCAACACCCCUUGGGCGGUGGAUUUUUGGAAAAUCUAUUUUUCGGAGCGAUGUACCCAGCACUUUACAUAUAUUGGUCUCUGUACAGGAGAA